Anastrepha obliqua is the source of this 2881-nucleotide messenger RNA. RefSeq names its product major facilitator superfamily domain-containing protein 6. The transcript is spliced from 6 exons. The coding region runs from base 887 to 2524 and encodes 545 amino acids. Lineage: Eukaryota; Metazoa; Arthropoda; Insecta; Diptera; Tephritidae. The record is from RefSeq and is a predicted model, not a curated record. Gene Ontology annotation, molecular function: transmembrane transporter activity. Gene Ontology annotation, cellular component: membrane.
AAGAAGCAACAAGCCUGUAUCUGGUGGAUGUGAAGGCCAGUUUAUAUCCGCGCGCCGAAUUGAUAACUGAUUUUUUUUCGAAGUGUUGUGUUUAUGUACGCAUACAUAUAUGUAUGUUUGUAUACAAAAGUAAAAGAAAUCAUAUAUAUAUGCAUAUCUGUGCAUAUGCAAGCCAUUGACCUAAAAGCGCAGUGUAAAAAUUCAAAACAAACAAAGGAAAGGUGAAUGAACAGUACACGCAAAAAUGCAUUUAACAGCGAUGGCUAACAUAAAGCUGUAAGCUUACAUACCAGUUAACAGGCUGUAAGCGUGGGUGAACGCACCAUUCAAUAGAAGUAAUGAACUUUGAGAUUAAAAUUUCAAAUAGUUCACCUGAAAGUCUUUUAAGUUCCUCUCCCAUUCUGUUUACACCGAGUAAUUAAGAGAUAAUUACUUAAACACGAUUUCGAUUAAUGCUUCGCAGACGGGACGACAUUAAACUAACAACUAUCAGAGGGCAAUAACACCAGUGCGCCAGUGUAAACAGCGCGAGUAAAUAUACACUGAGCAAGAACUUGACGACUUUUGUGAAUUGUUCUUGACUACAGCCAAACGGCUGAGCGGACUACGGAGCAGAAGAACGCUUAUCAGCUUCGCAUAUCAAUUAAUAAAAUUACAAAAAAUUUGCCGAUUUUUUUAGACGAAGUGAAGACGAUAAAAAUCCACGAUUGUCUUUCGAAACCGCGUAAAGAGGCUGUCAUUACCGACAAAGCGCAACUGGAUAUGCAGAUAGUAAAAAAUCAGCAACACUUACGGAUGGAGUUAAUGAGUUGUAAGUGUUUGACGACAAUCAACUAGGUGCUACAUACAAUUUUCUCUGUGUCGGCGUUUAAAAAGUGUUGCGAUAAUGGUAAAAGUUAACAAACGGCUUUUGCCGAUAAAGGCACAUUUCUUCUUCUUCAUGGCGGCAAUGGGUCCAAUUCUGCCACAACUGUCGGUUUAUGGAAAACAGUUGGGCAUUCCACCGGAUAUUAUGGGCUAUAUAACAUCGGUCCUGCCAAUUAUGUAUGUAAUAGCGAAACCGAUUGUAGGCUAUAUUGCUGACUAUUUUUCGCAUUUCCGCAAAUUUAUCUUCUCGCUGCUAAUCAUCCUGAUGACACUCGCUUAUGCCGCCUUCUAUUUCGUACCGCCAUCAGCACUGCAGGCUAUCGAUGAUGUAAAUGCUACUUGGAGCGUCAGUUUCAUAGCUUCGAAUGUGUCCAACUGCGAUUCAGAGAUAUUAAAGCUGCCCUCGGUGGCUCACCCAGCUCUCUGCUUCUUCGAUGGUGCAAAUAACACCGAUUUCCUUGCAUACUUUACGGCUACCUCAACAGCUUAUGCUCAACAGCUAAACUUAACAAGCAACGUGAUAUCCCCAGCCGAUACGCACAUGUGCUUCACCUCAUCUACUUAUAACACAACAACAGAGUUGACAACUCCUACCAAUGUUUCAUGCCAUUUCACGCCGGACUUACAACCAGACUACAUUUAUUGCACAUCCACUUUCUGGCUGUUUGUUAUAUUUAUGUGCUUGGGAACAAUUGGCUUUAAUGUUGUCAACUCCAUUUCGGACGCAAUCUGCUUUGAUAUGCUUGGUGAGUCUGAAGAGGGCAAGUAUGGCGCGCAGCGCGUUUGGGGCACGAUAGGCUUUGGUGCUACUGCACUGCUUGCGGGGAUUGCGGUAAAUAUUUGGACUGCAGAAGCACUCAAAAGUUUUACACCAGCCCUCAUCGUUAUGCUUAUCUUCAGUGGCCUCGAUCUGCUUAGCGUUUCCAAGCUGAAGUUGCCGAAGCUCUCAUCGUCAGAGUCCAUUUUCAAAGAUGUCUGGAACUUGGUCAGUCACCCGGCCAUAGCUAUCUUUUUGGUGUUUGCUACAAUCGCCGGUAUAAUCGACUCAUUCAUUAUCUAUUUUAUGUUUUGGCAUGUCGAAGAGGUGGCCGCCGAAACGGGCUAUAUGUCGCAGAUUAAAUUGAUCGAAGGCUGUGUUGUUGCUGCCGAGUGUCUUGCCGGUGAGGUGCCUUUCUUUUUCUACAGCGGCGAAAUUAUCAAGAAGCUGGGCUAUAUCCAUUGCAUGACAAUGUGUUUCUUCUUUUACGCGAUGCGCCUCGCGCUCAUCGCUUGGAUACCGAAUCCCUGGUAUUUAGUUGGUGUGGAAUUGUUCUUCCAAGGCAGUACCUAUGCGCUCUGUUACACUUGCAUUGUGGCCUAUGCAUCAGCUGUGGCGCCACCUGGCACAUCGGCGACAGUACAGGGUCUAAUGGCUGGCAUGGACGACGGCUUGGGCUUCUCUAUCGGUUCGCUGGUGGGUGGUUUGGUUUUUAAACAUUACGGCGGUCGACGAAGCUUCUUCUACUUUGCAAUAUUUGCAUUUACGGCGUGUGUGCUUCACAUGUUGGUGCGUCCACGAUCGCGUAAGAAGCAAUACUUGCCCAAGAGUGGUUACCAAGUGCCUAACGAACAGGUGACUAUUGGUCCGUUGGCUUUGGCAGAGCAAAGCAAGGCGUGAUAAAGACUGUAACAGUGGAUAUUUUAUGCUACACAAUUUGUUUGUGUAAUUUAUUAUAUAUUUGUAUUAUUGACAAUUUUGCGUACAUACGUUUAAGACAGUGAAAUAGUAUACUUAUAUAUGUAAGUAUGUACAUACGCAUGUAGAUUUAUAUGUUACGAUUUUGAUACAAGCAUUUCAUCAAAAGGUUUAGUUUUUUACCUUAAACGUACGAAAUACAGGGGAAUACGGAUUUUAGGCAUUUGCUUGAAUUUGCAAAACUGUACUCAAGUCAAAUAAUAUUUUAUAUGAGUGGUGGCUAAAUAUAAGUGUAAAUAACCUGUUUUGUUGAUAGGAAAAUAAGAAAUAAACGUCAAA